Molecule: messenger RNA, 2304 nt
Organism: Sciurus carolinensis (gray squirrel)
Lineage: Eukaryota; Metazoa; Chordata; Mammalia; Rodentia; Sciuridae
Gene: Sox30
Product: SRY-box transcription factor 30
Exons: 5
Coding region: 1-2304 (767 amino acids)
Biological process (GO): regulation of transcription by RNA polymerase II
Cellular component (GO): nucleus
Molecular function (GO): sequence-specific double-stranded DNA binding; DNA-binding transcription factor activity, RNA polymerase II-specific
Source: RefSeq, a predicted model, not a curated record
AUGGAGAGAGCCAGGCCGGAGCCGCCGCCCCAGCCGCGCCAACUGCCACGGGCGACCCCACCGCGCCGGUUGCGCCCCGCUCCGCCCCCGCUGCCGGUCGAGGGCAGUGCCUUUCGGGCGGCGGCCGCCGAGCCUCCUCCGUCGCCGCCGGCCCCGUGCGGGGCCGCCAUUGCGACGGUGGCCUCGUCGUGCGGAGAAGCCCCGGCGUCGGGCGUCCCGUCCACCGCACGGCGGCUGCUUCAGGUGAAGCCGGAGCAGGUGUUGCUGCUGCCGCCGGGGCCUAUACUGCCUCAGGCCCAGGACGAGGGCGCCGCCGUCUCGCCCGCGCAGGCGCGGCUGCUGCAGCUGAGGUCCGAGCUGCUGCUGUUGCCUCCGCCUCCCGCGUCCGAGGGCGCCCCCUGCAGGCCCGAGCUGCGCCCGGUGCAGCCGCGGGCGCUGCAGGUCAAGGCGGAGAAGCAGGAGCUGGGGCCCGCCUUGGACCCGUCGACCGGCCCUCGGAGGGCGGUCGAGGCGGGCCCUAGAGCCUGCAGGGCGGCCAAGGUGGAAGGCCCUGGGCCGGCCCUCGACAGCCGCCGAGGGGACGAGAAGAAGGGCAAGCUGGAGGCAGAGGAGGUCAUGAGGGAUGCGGCGAAAGGCAGGGAAGGCAAAAGCCUGGCGGCCGUCGGAGAAGGAGUCAUCAAAACCGAGGAGCCGGAGAGACUCUCCGAGGACUGCAGGCUGGGCGCGGAGCCCCCCUCCAAUGGCCUGGGCCAUGGCAGCAAGGAGGUCAUCCUAGCCCAGCCGUCCAGCGCUUUUGGGCCGCACCAGCCAGACCUCAGGAUCCCUUUGACUCUCCACACCGUCCCUCCGGGGGCCCGGAUCCAAUUUCAGGGACCUCCACCUUCUGAGCUGAUAAGAUUGACCAAGGUUCCCCUGACACCAGUGCCUAUUAAAAUGCAAUCCUUACUGGAGCCUUCUGUAAAAAUUGAAACCAAAGAUGUCCCGCUCACCGUGCUGCCCUCAGACGCAGGAAUACCAGAUACUCCCUUCAGUAAGGACAGAAAUGGUCACGUGAAGCGACCCAUGAAUGCAUUUAUGGUUUGGGCAAGGAUCCACCGGCCAGCACUAGCCAAAGCUAACCCAGCGGCCAACAAUGCAGAAAUCAGUGUCCAGCUCGGGUUAGAGUGGAACAAACUUAGUGAAGAACAAAAGAAACCUUAUUAUGAUGAAGCACAAAAGAUUAAAGAAAAGCACAGAGAGGAAUUUCCUGGUUGGGUUUAUCAACCUCGUCCUGGGAAGCGAAAACGCUUCCCUCUAAGUGUUUCCAAUGUAUUUUCUGGUACCACACAGAAUAUUAUCUCUACAAAUCCUACAACAAUUUAUCCUUAUCGCUCACCUACCUACUCUGUGGUAAUUCCCAGCCUACAGAACACCAUCACUCAUCCAGUUGGUGAAGCCCCACCUGCCAUCCAACUGCCCACACCUGCAGUCCAGCGCCCAAGCCCCAUCACACUUUUCCAGCCAAGUGUCUCCAGUACUGCCCAGGUGGCCGUCCAGGCUCCAAGUAUGCCGCUCCGCCCGGCACUCCCGCCUCAGCGCUUUGCUGGGCCUUCCCAAACUGACACUCAUCGGCUGCCUUCCGGAGCCAAUCGCUCUGUGAAGAGACCCACUCCCGUCUCUCUGGAGAGCACCAGCAGGAUUCCAACUAGUGCAAGUACAGCCCAUGCCAGAUUUGCAACCUCAACCAUCCAGCCUUCCAAGGAGUAUUCCAGCGUUUCCACUUGUCCCAGAGGUGCUCCAAUCCCCCAGGCUCCUCCCCUUCCACACUCACACGUCUACCAGCCUCCUCCCCUUGGCCAUCCAGCCACACUGUUUGGGACACCACCACGAUUCUCUUUCCAUCACCCUUACUUCCUACCUGGACCUCACUACUUCCCAUCAAGCACAUGUCCUUACAGUCGGCCUCCCUUUGGCUAUGGGAAUUUUCCAAGUUCAAUGCCAGAAUGCCUUGGUUAUUAUGAAGACAGGUACCAAAAACAUGAGGCUAUGUUUUCAGCUUUAAAUAGAGACUAUCCUUUCAGAGACUACCCGGACGAACGCACACACAGUGAAGACUCUCGGGGCUGUGAGAGCAUGGAUGGGACCUCUUACUAUAACAGCCACGGCCACAGUGGGGAAGAGUACUUAAACCCCAUGCCCCAGCUGGACAUCGGGGCUUUGGAGAACGUCUUCACAGCUCCCACCUCGACGCCCUCGAGUAUCCAGCAAGUCAACGUGACUGACAGUGAUGAGGAGGAAGAAGAAAAAGUGCUCAGGAAUUUAUAA